Knipowitschia caucasica is the source of this 273-nucleotide messenger RNA. NCBI's taxonomy places the organism in Eukaryota, Metazoa, Chordata, Actinopteri, Gobiiformes, Gobiidae. The record is from the annotation of a GenBank genome assembly.
AUGAUGAAGCUCCCCCCUUCUCCUCUCCCCCCUCCUCCCCUUCCUCCCCCUGCUCCCUCUCUUCCCCCUCCUCCCCUCCCUCCCCCCCCCUCCCCCUCCUCCCCCUCCUCCCCCCUCCUCUCCCUGCUCCCUCCCUCUCCUCCCCCUCCUCCCCUCCUCCCCUCCCUCCCCUCCCUCCCCUCCCCUCCCCCUCCUCUCCCUGCUCCCUCUCCUCGCCCUGAUCCCCCCCUCCCCCCCCUCCUCCCCCUGCUCUCCCUCAAACAGAGCAUGUGA